AUGUCCACAUCCGUAGACCGUGGUGCUUCUAGUGUGGCCGAGGAAGCGGUGACGGGUGUACAUUCCGGGAGAAUUGACGAUGAGGAGGUGGAGGACGUGUUGAGAAUGCUGGAGGAGGAGGCCGGAGUCAUAGCCGCAGAUGCGCUGGCUGGUGAUGAGCAUGACAAUGCAGACAGGGUUGACGGAACUGAACGAACUGACAGGUCUGACAGGGCUGACAGGGCUGUGGAAAGUGAAUCUCGUGCGACAGUGAAGGUCGACACUGUGAAUGCUAGAUUGGCUGACCAACCAGAGCACAUGGGACUCACGGAGAGCAGAUUGGGGGAGUUGGGGAGCAGUGAGCAGGUGGAGAAGGGGAGAGACAGCAGCAAGGAGCCGGCAGCGGCGGGGGAAUGGGGAGGGCUUGACUCAAUGUUUGACCCGGAUGUGCUGGCGAGCUUUGAAGAGGACUUGAGGAGGGAGUGGGAGUACAGAGUCUCGUUGGCGGAGCUGGUGGAGCAGGAGGAGGAGGAGCUGGACAGAGAGGCGCGGCAGCAGCAGGCGGGUGUGGGUGAGGAGCAGAAUGAACAGCCUGAUCAGGAGCCACGGACGCAACAGUGUGAGGAGGAGGAGGAGAGAGAGCAAAUGCAGCAGCAGCAGGAGAAGGAGCAGCAGCAGGAGGAGCGACAGCUGGAGUCAGGGAGAAUCAAUCCUGCAGUUCGGGUUCCAAGGAGGACUAUAUCAGGCAUGAGCGUCGCUUCAGAUGGAGCUAUCAUCAUCGAUGGGUUCGAGGACUUCCUCAUGGAAGCAGAGGAAGAAGAGGCGGCUUUCCUGGGGCUGGGGCAGCAACGGACUUUUAAGUCGGACAGCAAUAAAGAUCCAGCACAGGUACAUCAAUCUCCCCGGGUGGCAAUUGAAGCAGACGAUGGGCUGGGCGAUACGCAGGAAGCGGGUUUUGAGGAGGAUUCCCUGUUUGAUCCAGAGCUUCUAGCCACCAUGGAGGCAGUUUUCCACAGGCAUGAUCCCGCUGACUGGCGCCGCCUCACUCCCUUGUCCAGUCCCAUGCGCCAAGGACCAAACUCUCCCGCACCCGAUUCCCCCGCACCCAACUCGCCUGGAGCUUCCCUCUUUGCUCCUGGUUCUCCCGCCGCUGCAGUCGACGCCAUGGCUGCCGCUGUGGGGAGAAUGAGAAUUCCAGCUCGGGCAGGGCAGAGUCCUCGGCGGGGCAAGCCGCCGUUGCAGAGUCCGAGGGCUCGGCUGACUAGUCCUCGGCCCCAGGCUCCAAGCCCACGCAGGUCCUUCAGCAGCAUGAGUCCCCGCAGAGGGGGAACGGGUGAGAGUGCGCGCAGGGUAUCAACGGGUGAGAUUCCUCAUGGUGCUGUGUGGGGGGACGGGCAAAGGGCGGGGAGCAUUGCAGGUUCGGGCCGGGGCUGGUUGACUCCGGGGCUGGUGAAGUCUGGGAGUGGAGGUGUGGUGGGCUUGGCCAGUAUGGUGAGUACUGAAGAGGGUAGAACGGAAGUGUCUGGGCGCGGUUUACAAGGGGCAGGAGAGCAGCACACAGGUGGUUCGGGAAGGGAGGUGGAUGAUGUGAUGCAGACUGCGGCUGCAGCUGAGAUGCAUGGUCCAGUGGACUCAGGUGUCCUUGAGAGAGCUGAUGCCAGCUCAGGCAGUGCUUCAAGGGCCCUUGAGCCGAGUGCUGGGUGCUCUGGUGAGGCUGGAUUCAGAGCUGGGGAAGCAGGAGUUGAAGCUGCUGAUGUGGCAAGAGCUGGCAAUAGAGACGUGUCUUUCUCCUCUGUGGAGGUGGGGCGCCUGAGACAGUCUGGGGGCUCUGGGUUGGUGGGUGAAGCCCAGACUGCCCUUGGAGCCAUGUUUGAGGAACGAGAUGUGUCCAUGCGGGUUCACUUUCGUCAGGAGUUGAAAACCCUCAUGGGAAGCGCAUCCUUGUCAGUACCGCACCUCUUUGUCCGUGGCCGCUAUAUAGGAGGAGCUGAUGAUGUUCAGCAGCUGCAUGAACAAGGCCUCCUUGUCUCAAUCCUAGAAGGGCUCCCAAUCAACAUGUCACCUAGAGACAGGUCUGCAAGUAGACACUAG
Messenger RNA from Closterium sp. Naga37s-1, 2070 nucleotides. Lineage: Eukaryota; Viridiplantae; Streptophyta; Zygnematophyceae; Desmidiales; Closteriaceae. The record is from the annotation of a GenBank genome assembly.